Molecule: messenger RNA, 962 nt
Organism: Cryphonectria parasitica EP155
Lineage: Eukaryota; Fungi; Ascomycota; Sordariomycetes; Diaporthales; Cryphonectriaceae
Exons: 1
Coding region: 93-662 (189 amino acids)
Source: RefSeq, a predicted model, not a curated record
CUCAAGUCUCACUCACUCUACACACGCACACAGAAAAAUCCAGAAUCUGACUAUUUAUCCUCCUUCCUUCUUAUUUCCAAUCCUCCCUAAUCAUGGCAUCCUCGUCAUCCACGGGCCAGCUCUCGCCACUAAGUGCGCAGAAGCGCUUCAUCACCACGCACGACUCGGAAGCCAAGGCCGUCGUGCAGUCCGCAGACGCCUUCCAGUGGCAAGCCCUCGACGGCGACAAGAUGGCCUUCAGCGUCGUCUACACAACCUCCCAAUUCCCCGCCGACCUGAACAACGAGGCCGACAUCACCGCCCACAACGCCGUCAUGAAAAAGGGCCCCGGCCUCGUCAACCCGGGCGGGACGGUCAUCCGCUGCGUCGACUUCGCUCCGGGGUACCGCUGCGGCAUGCACCGGACGCAGAGUCUAGAUUAUGGGAUCGUGCUAGAUGGGGACAUUGAUAUGCUUUUGGACUCGGGCGAGGUGCACCACAUGAAGGCGGGCGAUGUCGCUGUGCAGAGGGCCACCAACCACCAGUGGCUGAACGCCUCGGACACGAAAUGGGCGCGCAUGAUGUUUGUGCUGCAGGACUGCCAGGCGCUCGAGGUGGGAGGCAAGACGCUUUCAGAGGACCUGGGAAAGGAUUUGAAUUUUCUUCCGCCCAGCCGCCAGUAGCUUGUGAGACUGUUCACUCAUUGCUAUGAAGAGAGGGCUGGGUAACUUCAGCAUCGUUUGCUCAUCAGAACUUGACAGGACACUGGUGCAAGUCUUACGAAGUUUAAGUAUGUUUUCAGGUCUGAUGAGCACUGCUCGUCAUUUGAUGUGGUUCAUCUGGUGAACUAUCAAGAAGGACACAAUCUGGACUACUAGAAAUCAGCCAGUCUGUUUUCAAAGGGCGCUUGCUCUGAGAGGGACUUAGGAAGCGGAGUAAUUAAUUGUGCUCGUGCAACUCGCUAUCUUAGGAGGUCAUAUUCC